Messenger RNA from Amorphotheca resinae ATCC 22711, 316 nucleotides. RefSeq lists its product as hypothetical. The transcript has a single exon. The record is from RefSeq and is a predicted model, not a curated record. Bases 13 to 279 code for a protein of 88 amino acids. Lineage: Eukaryota; Fungi; Ascomycota; Leotiomycetes; Helotiales; Amorphothecaceae.
ACACGGCUUAUGAUGCAGUGGUUACGGUGGGUGGUCUAUUGUGUGCUGUUGUUGCCGCUCGUACUCUGGUAUGGGAAGGGGAGGUUGGCCAAAGCCCUUGGGGACUACCUCGACCAAAGGUCUGAGUUACGCCGUAUCCUCGCCCGGCCAGUGAUUGCCGCCUUGCAGUUGUUGCGGAGGGUGUUAAAAGAGGCCGCAAGAUGGGCGCAGGGGGCGCAGGAACAAGAGCAGUUGUGGGAGCGAUGGGUUGAGGAGGGUUCGAAUAAUCGGCGAGGAUGAAGCGUGGUAACCUUCGCGCCCUUAUUUCCGCCUGUGG